AUGAUGGCACAUGCCACGUUUACGCCGGAAGGUCAGAUAACGGAGUCGUUUCGGCUCUUGAGCGGCCACAAAAUCCCAGCCGUUGGAUUGGGCACGUGGCGAUCUGGGUCUCAGGCCACUCACGCCGUUUUCACUGCACUCGUAGAGGGUGGUUAUAGGCACAUAGAUACUGCAUGGGAGUAUGGUGAUCAGAAAGAGGUCGGUGAAGGGAUCAAGAGGGCGAUGCAUGCUGGUAUUGAGAGGAGAGACCUCUUUGUGACAUCGAAGCUUUGGUGCACAGAGUUAUCUCCUGAGAGAGUGCGUCCUACUUUGCAAAUUACUCUUCAAGAGCUUCAAUUAGAGUAUCUUGAUCUCUACUUGAUUCACUGGCCUUUCCGGCUAAGUGAAGGAGCUAGUAAGCCACCAAAGGAAGGAGACGUCUUUGACUUCGACAUGGAAGGUGUUUGGAGAGAAAUGGAGAAGCUUGCUAAAGACGAACUUGUCAGGGACAUUGGUGUUUGUAACUUCACCAUAACUAAGCUCAAUAAGCUUCUAGCAGUCGCUGAAUUGAUCCCUUCCGUUUGUCAGAUAGAAAUGCAUCCUGGUUGGAGAAAUGAUCAAAUGCUCCAGUUCUGCAAGAUAAAUGGGAUCCAUGUAACUGCUUAUUCGCCAUUGGGAUCUCAAGAAGGUGGGAGAUAUCUGAUACACGAUCAGACGGUAGAUAGGAUAGCGAAGAAGCUGAACAAGACUCCGGGACAGGUUCUAGUGAAAUGGGGUCUACAGAGAGGAACAAGUGUAAUCCCAAAGUCUUUGAAUCCAGAGAGGAUCAAAGAGAACAUCAAAGUGUUUGAUUGGGUGAUCCCUGAACAAGACUUCCAGGCUCUCAGUAGCAUCACUGACCAGAAGCGAGUGAUGGACAGUGAGGAUAUUUUCGUCAACAAGAUCGAAGGUCCACUCCGUAGCGUGGCUGAUAUUUGGGACCAGGAAGACUAA
This is a messenger RNA of Arabis nemorensis, 972 nucleotides long. NCBI's taxonomy places the organism in Eukaryota, Viridiplantae, Streptophyta, Magnoliopsida, Brassicales, Brassicaceae. The record is from the annotation of a GenBank genome assembly.